CAAUAGAAAUGCUGCCAGCCUUCUGGGCACACUGCGGCUGGUCGAUGUUAUCCAAGGACUGCACAAUUUGUCAAUUUAAUUUUGUCCAUUUGUUUCCCACGAAAUUGGGGUUCCCCAACGAUGUCGUUGAAACUUUGAGGCCAUAUUAUUACAAAAUAUUAAGAUUUCUCGUAAGACCCACUACGGAGAAAAACCAGGGAGUAAUAGCGGAAAAAAGUUUAGAAAUACGUCCGUCAAAAUAUUCCGACGCUGAAUCGAAAAUGAUGAAACUCCUGGAAGAUGCCUCGGACGCGGAGAGAGAAAAUAGUGAAACCACACUAGAAAAAGUCGACGAAAGGCUGAGGCGGUUCAACCCGGGGGAGUAUUCACAGCAGGAGUUAAUGGCCAUGAUGAAGAAGAAGCAGAAGCUGAAGGAGAGCUUCGCCGAUCACGCGCGGAAACCAUAUUGGGUGGGAGGAGACCAAUUGUUUAACAGGACUGUCCAGCACAGAGAAAUAAACACGACUCUCGCACGUGGCACAGACGUCGCAACACAAACCUAUUCUUUUAGUAAGUGGGUUAAUUUUGUAGGAAGGGCAUCGUACGUUGAUUUAUUUAGACUUUAA
Amyelois transitella is the source of this 605-nucleotide messenger RNA. RefSeq lists its product as uncharacterized. The record is from RefSeq and is a predicted model, not a curated record. The transcript has 5 exons. NCBI's taxonomy places the organism in Eukaryota, Metazoa, Arthropoda, Insecta, Lepidoptera, Pyralidae. Bases 9 to 605 code for a protein of 198 amino acids.